UACAAGCAUGAGGGGCAUGAGUGAAAUACUUAAUCCAACGUUAAUCCGGUAUAAAUAUGCCGGUCGGAUCACGGUAAAGUCAGUAUCAAUCGUUGAGCAAUCAACGGUUAGCAAUCCGCUUAGUUUACAACAGAAUAGCAAAUUUGGUUCCAAAUUCCGUCACCAUGAUGCUAAACUGCUUCCUACGAAGUCCUGUCCACAGCUUUCUAGCAACUGUCGUUCUAGUCGCGGCGUUGAUCGUCGUCUUCGAGGGUGGAAACAGCGUCGUCGAGGCGGAUGAAUUUCCGACGUUUUUCUUAAAGGCGGCUAAAAACGUGCCAAGGAUCGGCAGGAGAAGUGGAAUGAACAAAGAAUUCUUCUUGAAGAAAUCUGAUCGUCCGUUACGGUGUUUCGGCAAGAGAGGAGAAUAUGCAUCGUGUCCGAUAAAAAGCGCCGAUUCCUCACCUUGGUACUCGAAGCAACCCGCACAAUUUUCAGGAGCCGAAGAUAACGAGUAUUGGUCACCGGAGAAUUUCGCUCGAGCUUUGGAACAAUCUCCGGAACUGUGGGAGAUGACAACAGGUGACGAGUCUGCAGAAGCUCCGAUGGUCGCAGGGAAAGUAUGGCAGCGAGAAAAAAGGACUGGAAGUGAACAGGCUGAGGUGUAGACCGAUGGAUGUGAUACGAAUAUACAGGAGGAUCAUCGACGCCUGAAGAGGAGAAGACGAGAAUUCGCCGAAUCUAGAAUAGUUUAUAACGUAUCAUGACAGCGUAAUGAGAUAACAGCACGAGCCUGAAUUAGUACUAUAGUAGCUACUUCUCUAAGGUGAUGGGACAAUAAAUCAUAAUGCUUAAUAAA
Diprion similis is the source of this 838-nucleotide messenger RNA. RefSeq lists its product as uncharacterized. The transcript has 6 exons. The coding region runs from base 165 to 647 and encodes 160 amino acids. NCBI's taxonomy places the organism in Eukaryota, Metazoa, Arthropoda, Insecta, Hymenoptera, Diprionidae. The record is from RefSeq and is a predicted model, not a curated record.